CUCAUUUAUCCUCUCCUCACUUCUACUACUUCUCCUCCUUCUUCUUCUUCUUCUCUCUCUCUCUCCUCCUUCAUUCUCCAUCCUUUCUGCGAUGGCUCAUUGGGUCUAGAAUUGGCCCAUCCAAUUACAAUUCAUUAUGCUCCCUGAUAUGAGGGAGAAGAAAGCCAUGGCUCCCUCGGAAUCCACUCCGUUGCUCACGGCCGUCACUAUCGCGCCGCGGCGGUACCGGUACCCUCACCACGCCCUCCGACGAUCCUGUAAUUUCAUUCUAGGCUUUAUCCUCGCUGUUUCAGUCCUUCUGUUUCUCACCCCUUCUGCUAUCCUUCCUCGUGAACAUGGGUCCAUCUGGUCCUACCUGCCUUGGGCAAAUCCAUUCCCCCAUGCCUCGUGGCCUCACGGCCAUGGAUUAGGCUUCGAAGAGCUGCAGGCUCUACUCCAGGAAACCCCGUCUGCCGAGAAGGCUCGGGAAUGGAGUAACUACUACACCGCCGGGCCUCAUUUGGCCGGCAAGAAUCUGAGCCAGGCAGUAUGGACCCAGGAGCGGUGGCAGGAGUUUGGAAUCGAGGAUACCAGCAUUGUUGCCUACGACAUCUUCCUCAACUACCCCGUAGAUCACCGUCUGGCCCUUCUGAAGAAGCAGGGCGAUGCCACCGAGGUGACCUUCGAGGCCACCCUGGAGGAGGAUAUUCUGGAGGAGGACCACACGAGCAAUCUGACUGAUCGCGUGCCGACCUUCCAUGGUUACUCGGCGAGCGGGAAUGUCACUGCACCCUUUGUUUUUGCCAACUUCGGCACCGUUUAUGACUUCCAGGAUCUGAUCGAUGCGAACGUCAGUCUGGCCGGCAAGAUCGCCAUCUGCAAGUAUGGCCGCAUCUUCCGCGGCCUGAAGGUCAAGAGAGCACAGGAGCUGGGAAUGGUGGGUGUCAUUCUCUACGAUGAUCCGGAGUCCGACGGAGAUAUCACCGAGGAGAACGGAUACGAGGCCUAUCCGAACGGUCCCGCGAGGAACCCCAGCGCUGUUCAGCGUGGUAGUACGCAGUUUCUCAGCAUAGCACCUGGUGACCCGACCACCCCCGGGUACCCCUCUAAGCCCGGCUGUGAGCGUCAGGACCCGUUCAACUCGAUCCCGUCUAUCCCCUCCCUGCCUAUCUCAUAUAAGGAGGUGAUCCCACUUCUGAAGGCACUGAAUGGUCAUGGCCCCAAGGCAUCCGACUUCAACAAGUGGUGGCAGGGCGGUAAGCUGCGUUCCAAGGGUGUGGAGUACAACAUCGGUCCUACCCCCGAUGAUGUCGUCAUCAACCUCUACAAUGAGCAAGAGUACGUGACGACGCCCCUUUGGAAUGUCAUUGGAGUUGUGAAGGGACACAUCCAGGACGAGGUGGUGAUUCUGGGGAACCACCGCGAUGCGUGGAUUGCUGGUGGCGCGGGUGACCCCAACAGUGGAUCAGCCGCGAUGAAUGAGGUGAUCCGCAGUUUUGGAGAAGCCCUCAAGGCCGGCUGGAAGCCGCUCCGUACCAUUGUGUUUGCCAGCUGGGAUGGUGAAGAGUACGGAUUGCUGGGCUCGACGGAGUGGGUGGAAGACCAGCUCCCGUGGCUCACCAAAGCCAACAUUGCCUACUUGAAUGUGGACGUGGCCGCAGCAGGGACCGUCUUGGAGCCACGGGCUAGCCCGCUCAUGAACAAGCUGAUCUACGAGGUGACGGGCUGGGUACAGUCUCCUAACCAGACCGUGCCGGGUCAGACCGUGCGAGACGUCUGGGACGGACACAUCUCGACUAUGGGCAGUGGCAGCGACUUCACAGCCUUCCAAGACUUUGCGGGCGUCGCUAGCUACGACCUUGGCUUUGGACGUGGCCCUAAGGAUCCCGUGUACCACUACCACUCGAACUAUGAUAGCUUCGACUGGAUGGACCGGUUUGGAGAUCCGAACUGGAAAUAUCAUGAAGCUUGCACCAAGAUCUGGGCGCUGGCUGCGGCCAAGCUGGUCGAGACUCCGAUUAUUGCCUUCAAUGCGACCGACUACGCUCUGGGGCUUGAGCAAUACCUGAGCCAGGUCAAGCCGGCUGCAAAGCAGCUUCCAAAGGGCACCUUCUUUGACUUUGCACCUCUCGACCAGGCUAUCGCCCAAUUCCAGGCGGCCGCCGCGCGAUUUGAUGCUCAUGCCGCGGAGCUGGGCUCGCAGCUGGACGAAGAUGUGCCAUGGUACCACUGGUGGAAGAAGGUCCGGCUCCUCUUCCAAAUCCGCGUGGUGAAUGAUAAAUACAAGAGCAUCGAGAAGCAGUUCUUGUAUCAGCCUGGACUGGAUGGUCGCAGCUGGUUCAAGCACGUCGUGUUUGCCCCCGGCAUCUGGACGGGUUAUUCUGGGGCGACUUACCCCGGACUGGUGGAGAGUCUGGAAGCGGGCGAUUUGACAAACUCCCAGAAAUGGCGCGCGAUUAUUCUGGAGCGCAUCGAAGCGGCCACUCGGCUGCUGCAGUAGAGUCGGAGGCGGCGUGCAGGAUUGCAUGCCAGCUGACCGCAAGGUGCAUGCAAGGACGAGCUCGGCAGAGCUGGCUGGGCUCACCUGUAAUUCUGAAAGUGUCUCACUGUAGACGUUAUUUCACUUGAACAGCUGUAACAGCUGUUAUUUCUAAGACUCUAGUUGGAAGCCCGACUGGGGAGCUGUUAGCUGUAGUUCUGCGGAAACGGCGGGGAAAGCAAUGAAAAUGUAGUGAAUCUGACCCACCCAGCGGGAUAUAGUCUUUAAAGCACCUAUAGCAG
Molecule: messenger RNA, 2760 nt
Organism: Aspergillus saccharolyticus JOP 1030-1
Lineage: Eukaryota; Fungi; Ascomycota; Eurotiomycetes; Eurotiales; Aspergillaceae
Product: M28 family metallopeptidase
Exons: 3
Coding region: 167-2479 (770 amino acids)
Molecular function (GO): carboxypeptidase activity
Source: RefSeq, a predicted model, not a curated record